Sporisorium graminicola is the source of this 642-nucleotide messenger RNA. RefSeq lists its product as uncharacterized. The coding region runs from base 1 to 642 and encodes 213 amino acids. The record is from RefSeq and is a predicted model, not a curated record. Gene Ontology annotation, cellular component: ESCRT III complex; multivesicular body. Gene Ontology annotation, biological process: vesicle budding from membrane; late endosome to vacuole transport via multivesicular body sorting pathway. NCBI's taxonomy places the organism in Eukaryota, Fungi, Basidiomycota, Ustilaginomycetes, Ustilaginales, Ustilaginaceae. The transcript has 5 exons.
AUGGGUGCAGCCAAUUCAAAGGGUCCAAAGAUCACCCCGCACGACCGGGCUGUUUUGGACUUGAAGCUCCAGCGAGACCGCAUCAAGCAGUACCAGAAGAAGAUCCAAGUCAUUCUCGAUCGCGAGCACGAGAUCGCUCGGCAAUGUCUAGCAAAGGGCGAUAAGACAAAGGCUUUGACGGCAUUGAGGCGGCGCAAGUACCAGGAGAGCUUGAUACACAAGACCGAUUCUCAGCUCGAGACUCUAGAAGGCCUCGUUUCUUCGAUUGAGUUCACGCAAAUCCAACAAAGCGUCAUGCUCGGCCUUCAACAAGGUAACGCCGUGCUCAAGGAGAUUCACAAAGAAAUGAAUCCCGAAUCAGUCGAGAGGCUGCUCGAAGAGACAGCCGAGGCACAAGCAUACCAACGCGAGAUCGACGAAAUGCUUGCAACACAGAUGACCGCCGAGGAAGAAGACGCCGUCCAAUCCGAACUCGAAGCCCUCGAACGCGAAGCAGGCAUCCGCACCGAUGAGCCACAGCAGAGUGUUACCUUGCCAUCGGCACCACAGACCGAGCCCAUCGCACCAGAGCAAGAGGCUCAGCCGCAACCACAACCGCAAAAAGCUCAACCUGUUAUCGAGAGGCAAGCUGUACUCGCCUAA